This is a messenger RNA of Lycium ferocissimum, 572 nucleotides long. RefSeq lists its product as uncharacterized. The record is from RefSeq and is a predicted model, not a curated record. NCBI's taxonomy places the organism in Eukaryota, Viridiplantae, Streptophyta, Magnoliopsida, Solanales, Solanaceae. The transcript is spliced from 3 exons. Bases 38 to 379 code for a protein of 113 amino acids.
AGCCGACGACUACAUUCACCAGGAUGCUGGAUUACAAAUGCAAACGGACACGGGUCAUGCAGCGUCAACAGAGGGAGUUGGUAUGCAACAGUUUGAUGUGCCUGAUAUUGGAAUGCUUCAUGGCAACGGGAGUGGGGAAACAUUAAAGGCAUCUACUGAAGAGAUUCAAGAAAGUGGUGAUAAUUCUGGAGAACAAAAGGAAUCAACGGAAUACAUAGUUCAGUUUCCUAAAGACGCCAACUCUGACAAAUCGCCAGUCGUAUCAGCGAACUCCACCGACAUAGCAGAGGUCCUAGCUGAUAUUUCUCACACAGGCUUCUCUUCGGGCCCCUCUCAUGAUAAGAGUGUUGUACAGCAUGAAGAUCGUUCUGUUUUUUGAGAUAUCGCACAAAGUUGGUGAGAAUAUGAUACCUUUAUCUCAGUUUCUCUUGCCCGACGAGCUGCUUCCAAGCCAAACUCCCGAAAGACGAAUAGUUUUGCAUCCAUCAGUGGCCCGGAAUAGGCGUCCUAGUAAAUAUCAAGUUUCCCCUUUCAUGGAGGAUUACGACUCUACUUCAGGAAAUUAUUUAUAA